AGUUUUCAAUGUGAUUUUCAACAUUUACUGUAAAUUCUUCGAACGUAAUGAAUAUCAAUUAUUAUAUUUCCUGAAUUUUUAUGUUAUUUGUUAGUAUUUAUAAUAAUUAAAGUAUGACUAUUGCAAUACGUAGAGGUGACUCUUUAUCAUCUAGUGGAAAACAGAAUAAGAUAGGUCUCAAUGUAAACGUCUUAGCGCGAAGAUUUUUGUUCCUUUCAAAAAGUUUUAUCACAAUUUUAUUUUAUUCAAUCUAUUGAAUAUUUAUUUCUCAUAGCUUGAUAGAAUAUGGAUCCUGUAAACAAACAAGAAAUGAUAAAGGUUAUAAAAGAUGCUGGAAUAUAUGAGGAUAAUAUGUCAAAGGAGCAAAUGGAACAAUAUUAUAAAGCAGUCAUAAAUUCUAAAGAUACAUCUUUAUGUGAAAAAGAACCACUGGUAAUUCACAAUAGUCCUGAAGAUAUGUUUGAAUCGGAUAUUGAUUCACAAACUCAGUUAGACAACAGUGAUCUUGAAUCUAGCUCUUUAAAAUCGAAGAUGAGGAAUUGUAAUAAAAGAAGCACAGAGGAGAACGAAGAUGACAGCAUUCCUCAAGAUGCAACAAAAGCUAGUUUUACUUUUAAUGAUAUGCCCAAAGAUGAUGGCUGUCCUUUAGAAAUAAUUUUUCAUGAACCAAAAUACAUAAGCAUACAAAAUAGUAAAAUAUUCAUUAAUGCCGAUGUACAGACUAAAGCGAAGAUGUUAUUUGAUUACCAUAGUGAUAUGGAGAAAUUGAGAGCUGAUUUAUCAAGACAAUCGUUAUUCUCGGCACCAAGACCAAAACCUAUACAGUUAACUAAUUUUAAUUCUGUUUCUGAAGCCUUUGAGGAAACCGAAGAAACGUAUGUUAGUAGAGCGGGGAGACAAACAAAAAGAAAAAUAUAUAAUGAUGAUGAUGACGAUGAUAUUUCUACUUCCCCUCCCAAGCAACCAAAAUUGAAAUCUGUAGAGAAGCCUAAGUGGCAAUCUAAAACGAAACCCAAUAAGAAAGUUGAAUCUGCAGAGGAACCAAUGGAAUCGGAUUUAACUGAGGUAGUUCAGAGUGAAGUGCCAAAAAUAUCUGCCAGAUCAAAGAAAACAUUGUCCAAUAUUGAAAUAAUGAACCGAUCUACGUUAUUUGCAGAUUCUCCUUCGAAAAGGUUAACAAGAGCAGAAAAAUUAUUUGAUAAAUUAAAAGAAGAUGAUAUAAAAAAACAGAGAGAGGAACGAGAGCUAGAGGCUUUUGAUAAAACGUUGACAUCUAAUAUUGAACAGUCAGAACAGAAUGAAGAAGACUCUAUACAUGUUACCAAUGUUGAUGUUGAGUUUCCUAAACGUGUGAUUCCCCCUAUUCCAACUAAAAGGAAGCCAAUCAAUACCAGGACACAAACCCAAAAAUCGAAUGUUAAAAAUCCUGCUCAACACAAAGAAAUUGAACUGUUCGAACCAGUUAGGCCUUCAACAAGUCAACAUGAUAAUUCUACAAAUGUGCAAUGUCCUAUUUGUGCAAGACUGUUCACAGAAGAUGUAAUUGAGGAACACGCUUCAAAUUGCGGUGAAGAACAAGUAAUAGCUACAAAAGUUUUUACAUGUAAAAUAUGCGACAAAGUGGUUUCAUCUAAUAUCAGAUUACAUAUAAAUGUAUGUAGGAAGCGACAAGAAAAAAUAGUUAGCGAAAGGGAGUAAAUUUUAAUUUUUCAUAUAUUUUAUAUAUUGUUUUUGUUGAUUAUAUGUAAGAUUAUUUUGUUAACUAACAACGUACAAUUAUUUGUUUUAAACAGGGGGUUAAUAGAAUAAUACAAAAGUAAAUUUAAGGUUCAAAUGGUACGGUUAAAAUUAAAUCUACUUGAAAAUUACGGUUUUAUAUAAGGAUAAUCGAAACUAUUGCGAAAAGUUUGUUUUUGAUCCUGUUAUGAUGAUUAUACAGUGUGGAACAGCCAAAUGGAAUAAAUUCCACCACGAAUGUCUUAACAAUAUGCAAAUAUGAUAUAGAAAUGUCUUCUAACGUUAUUCAACAUCUCAGACGUGACUGAUCUAAUUGCAAGCCCUAUUCGUCUUUUUAAGUUAUCUAAAAGUUGAGUGAUUUACUUUUGUAUAUAAUACUUCUGAUAUAUAUCCACAAAAAGGAGUUUAAUGACGUCAAAUCAGGAGAUUUAUAGAUCCGCGCUUCCCUAUCCACAGAUUUGGAUAAAAUUGGUUCAGGUACUGUCAGACAUUGAUUUGGUAAUGGGGCGUUGCUACUUUUUGCUGCAACCAUAUUAUAAUCACAGGAACGUGAGGAUUUGCUAUAGCAGAGUUGACACGACAUUAUUUUGAAGUUAUUCUAAAUAUUUAUCUUCAUUUAAGUUGCAAUCAAUGAAAAAGGGGUAUAAUUUUCAACAAUUCCUGUCCAAACAUCUACUCUUUCAGGAUGUUCUUCUCUCAUCCAGUGAGGAAAACAAAAGAUGGAAUGCUUUUUAUUUUUCUUCAAUAUUCGAAAAAUUGAUGUGUGGCUAACCUCAGUUUAGACCAGAAUCAUGUGGUUUUUCUUGAAAUUAAUGCAUAAUAUUCUCUUACUGCAUUGGCAGCUACUUUUUUCAUCUGUCUAACAUGAUCAAACUUCCUUUCUAUUUGGUUAAUUGUUCUUCGGGACCAACUUGGAAAGUUUUCAUGAAAUAAACAAGCAACUCCCGUUUGAACUAAAAUCUUAGCUUCAGUCUCUGAAGACUUGGGUAUCUAAAUGUGCGUCAGAUAGUGUAGCGUUAGUGUAGUGGUGGUAUAUUAUUAGUAUAUAUAAUUCUGUCCAAUCUCGAUUUAACGUCUAUAUUCUAUCUCCAUGCUCUGUUUCUUAUUUCUUUGGUUUUGUAUUGUGGUCCAUGUAUCUGCCCCGAAACAUAGUAUAGGAGUCACUAUUUAAAAAAAAUUAUGUUAUAUAUAAAGUAUUCAACAAAAAUAAUUUUUGUCACAGUUUUGUAUUAAAAAUGACUUUUAAUAUGGAUAUUUUUCCCAUCUAAACGAUGUUUUAGGUUAAUAAUUGUCCGUUGUUUGUUGUUUGUUAUUCAUCAUAUAUAGGGUAUUAUAUUUUUUUACAAAUUAAAAUAAUAAUUUUUGG
This is a messenger RNA of Diorhabda carinulata, 3103 nucleotides long. RefSeq lists its product as uncharacterized. The record is from RefSeq and is a predicted model, not a curated record. The coding region runs from base 286 to 1698 and encodes 470 amino acids. The transcript has 8 exons. NCBI's taxonomy places the organism in Eukaryota, Metazoa, Arthropoda, Insecta, Coleoptera, Chrysomelidae.